This is a messenger RNA of Sciurus carolinensis (gray squirrel), 1563 nucleotides long. RefSeq names its product fumarylacetoacetate hydrolase domain-containing protein 2. Gene Ontology annotation, molecular function: hydro-lyase activity. Lineage: Eukaryota; Metazoa; Chordata; Mammalia; Rodentia; Sciuridae. The record is from RefSeq and is a predicted model, not a curated record. Bases 227 to 1399 code for a protein of 390 amino acids. The transcript is spliced from 9 exons.
UUUUGGGAAGUCCACUACAGGUGUAGUGCGGGCUGGCGCGUGUGCUGGUUCCUGCGGCCUUUGACCUACAGCGGGCCCUAACUCCAAGCUUAGGGCACCGGGCGGGAUCCGCAGCCGCGCCCAGGUAGGUUGGAUCUGGGCCAGACCGAGAGGACGUCUCCCGCAGAGGGCCGGUUAGACCUGGUCGCUUCCUACGACACGGACGGCGGGGCCCACCGUGGCUCUGAUGCUGGUCGCUGCCAGGAGGAGGUUGCUCACAGCCCUGCUGCAGGCUCGGAAGCAACCCUUGCAGCCCUCCAGAGACAUGAGACUGGUGCAGUUCCAGGCACCCCAUCUGGCGGGGCCUCACCUGGGCCUGGAGGCAGGAAAUGGUGGGGGGGUCAUUGACCUCAACGCAUUUGACCCCACACUCCCCGAGACGAUGGUACAGUUCCUGGAGCAGGGAGAGGCAACCUUGUCAGUGGCAAGAAGAGCCCUGACAGCCCAGUUGCCUGUCCUUCCACGGUCAGAGGUGACCCUCCUGGCCCCAGUCACGCGUCCAGACAAGGUGGUGUGUGUGGGCUUGAAUUAUGUGGACCACUGCAAAGAACAGAACGUGCCUGUGCCCAAGGAACCCAUCAUCUUCAGCAAGUUUGCCAGCUCCAUCGUGGGGCCCUACGAUGCGGUGGUCCUCCCCCCGGAGAGCCAGGAGGUGGACUGGGAAGUGGAGCUGGCCGUGGUCAUUGGAAAGAAAGGCAAGCACAUCAAGGCCACAGAUGCCAUGGCUCACGUGGCUGGCUUCACUGUGGCUCAUGAUGUGAGUGCUCGGGACUGGCAAAUGAGACGCAAUGGGAAGCAGUGGUUGCUGGGAAAAACCUUCGACACCUUCUGCCCCCUGGGCCCUGCCCUGGUUACCAAGGACAGUAUAGCAGUGAGGGAGAGGCAGGCGCCCCAACUGGACCUCAGCCAGCCACUGCGUACACAGAGCAGCACCAGCCACAGCAGGAAGGACAGGGAGCACCAGCGGGGUGGCAUGGCCACGUGGGCGAGCACACCCAGGGCAGCAGAACCUUGCAGCACCCGUGCAGAAUCCUCAGUAAAGCUAAACUGUUCCAGUUGCUCUGCCUGGGUGUGCAGAACGGCCACCAAGAAAGAUACCGAUGUGGGCUGGCCAGGACACUAUGAGGGCAGGUCACUGCAAGCCAGCAUCAGAUCCACACAACCUAAGGAUCUGCUGCCGCGUGAAUGGGGAGCUGGUCCAGAGCAGCAACACCAACCAGAUGGUGUUCAAGACAGAGGAGCUGAUAGCCUGGGUCUCCCGGUUUGUCACUCUGUACCCAGGGGAUAUCUUCCUCACCGGGACCCCCCCAGGUGUCGGUGUGUUCAGGAAGCCACCGGUCUUUCUCAAGAAGGGGGAUGAAGUCCAGUGUGAGAUUGAAGAACUAGGCAGCAUCGUCAACAAGGUGGUGUGACGGCUUCCUCAAAGCUCCAGCUAAGGUGUGCCACGUGGCCCAGUGCUGCUCUUCUAGGCGGGAGAAAGGAAGGUGGAGCUCUCCGUAAUAAACUCACCAAGGCAAAGCUUAA